Parnassius mnemosyne (clouded apollo) is the source of this 813-nucleotide messenger RNA. The record is from the annotation of a GenBank genome assembly. NCBI's taxonomy places the organism in Eukaryota, Metazoa, Arthropoda, Insecta, Lepidoptera, Papilionidae.
AUGCAUACAUCGAUUUUAAUUUCCAUUCUCUGUAUAAUUUCUGGAAGUCACGGGUACAUUCUCCCCGUUAAUGAUUUCUACUUUCGAAACCCACGCAUCGUCGGCGGUGAAAAUGCUCCCGAAGGCGGAAUACCGUAUCAGGCAUCGCUGAGAAGCAUGUUGAACUCGCACUUUUGUGGUGGAUCUAUUUUGAGCAGUAGAUGGAUUCUUACUGCCGCUCACUGUACUGUCGGGAAAACAAACCGUACGAUGAUUGUGGUUGUAGGUACUAACAGCCUCCUCGCUGGGGGCGAUGAGUAUUCUGUUGUGGAUAUUAAAAUUCAUGAACAGUACAAUGGAAACUUUAUCUCCAAUGACGUCAGCUUGGUCAAAGUUUCUGCGGAUAUACAAUUCAGUGACCGUGUACAACCCAUCCAGUUGCCCAACGCCAAUACGGAGUCAGGGGCCGACCUUUUGCUGAGUGGUUGGGGGAGACUUUCGUAUCCAGGAGUCUUACCAGUUCAGUUGCAGAUGAUCAAUUUGGUGUCUUUAAGCGUAGAGGAUUGUCAAAAUAUAUACCAAGGCAUUAACCCCGUCUACGAAACACAAAUUUGCUCACUUACUAAAAAAGGCGAAGGCGCUUGCCAUGGAGACUCAGGAGGCCCUCUUGUCGAAGAUGGCAAAGUAGUUGGGAUCGUUUCCUGGGGCAUGCCAUGUGCUAGAGGAUACCCAGAUGUCUAUACUCGAGUCUACUCCUUUAUAAACUGGAUUGAAGACAAGAUGUCUGAAGAGGCUACGUCGUAUGACAUGACAAAAUUAAAAAUAAUUAAUUAA